This is a messenger RNA of Dovyalis caffra, 984 nucleotides long. The record is from the annotation of a GenBank genome assembly. Lineage: Eukaryota; Viridiplantae; Streptophyta; Magnoliopsida; Malpighiales; Salicaceae.
AUGAGGAACGGAGCAUCCAACUUUACUAUCAUUUCUGAUUCAAUUUCAAAAAAGGGGCAGAAGAUUUGGAAGAAAGCAGACUAUCUCAUCUUUGACACGUAUGCCUGGUGGAUUAAGCAUCCCACCGUGAGACUGAUACGAGGACCGUUUGAUACGAGGGCCAAGAAGUAUGAUGUAAUCGAAGCACACGUAGCAUUUGAAAGAUCGUUAAGGACAUGGGCCAAGUGGGUCGAAGAACAUGUUGAUCCUAAUCGUACCAAAGUUUUUUUCAACAGCAUGGCUCCUCUACAUGUCAGGGCCUUGGACUGGAACAACCCAAAUGGCGUUAUGUGUGAGAAAGAGACUACUCCAAUUUUGAACAUGUCAAUACCAUUGGAAGGUAGCAAUGACCAUCGAUAUUUUGCUAUAGCAAAAAAGGUGAUUCGAUCAAUGAAAUUUCCAAUCAACUUUCUCAAUAUAACCACCCUCUCCGAGUACAGAAAAGAUGCACAUCCCUCUAUUUAUAACAAGGUGCCCACACGAAAGCAGAAAGAAAAUCCAGCCAAGUAUGCUGAUUGUGUUCAUUGUGACGAGUCAUGUCUUGGGGUCAAUCAGGCUUAUGGUCUUCCAUUGGUUUUGUACACCAACUUUUGGUGGUCUGCAUUCAGAUUUUCUGGGCCAGAGAACCUCUUUACUGCUGCUUCUGCUGCUUGCUUAUUAGGCGAUGCUCUAAGCCUUGACCAUUCCCUGCGAGAAGGCCUUCCGGAAUUCAACUUCCCUCUGUCAUAUGGGUGUUCUGAUUUUGUUGUUGUUGUUGGCAAAGGGAUUUUCUCUUGCAGUAGUAAUAAUGUAACAGGAGAUUCUGUUUAUGUGGACAUAAAUGUUGAAACAGAGGUGGUUGAUGUCAUUGAGAUGGAAACUCAUUGUGCCAAUAUAAAGGUGGAAAAUGGAGGAAAAUGGUUUGUAGGUCAAGGAGGGAAAGGGAAUAUCUGUGCGUUUGGAUAA